This is a messenger RNA of Platichthys flesus (European flounder), 3988 nucleotides long. It is a transcript of the gene srpk3, whose product is annotated as SRSF protein kinase 3. Gene Ontology annotation, biological process: protein phosphorylation; spliceosomal complex assembly; regulation of mRNA processing. Bases 534 to 2867 code for a protein of 777 amino acids. Gene Ontology annotation, molecular function: ATP binding; protein kinase activity. NCBI's taxonomy places the organism in Eukaryota, Metazoa, Chordata, Actinopteri, Pleuronectiformes, Pleuronectidae. The transcript is spliced from 17 exons. The record is from RefSeq and is a predicted model, not a curated record.
ACCACACACACACCACAGGCACACAAACACACACCACACACUUAUCCAUACACACCCACACAUCUCUUCUCACCACACACACACACGUCCCAGUUUUGGUCCAGUAGCAGCGUGGCGGGUCAGUGCGCAUGCGCCGCUCCCGGUGUCCGGUGUCAGUCAGCAGCUGUUGAGACCAUGCACGGUAGAACCGGGACAACAGCCCCAGAAUAACCGAGAGGAACCGGGACCCACACGUAGAGCUCUCACUCUCACACCGCGGCAGAGUUGUAUCUGGAGCUAACGGAGCUAGCAGGCUAACAGGCUGACUGACAGCUGCUAUCUAACGGGCUAACGGACAGGCCACGCCGCUCCGCUCUCACCCGCUCUGACCCGGGUUAGUUAGCGGACCCACUGAACCAGCUCCAGCCGGACUGACCCGGGUUUUACCGGCUCUGGCCGAGGUUCCGCUAUCUGAAGCUAACUGUCAGGAAUUCCGAUAGUCCUGCCCGGAUACACCGCUCGAACCCGGCUCGGUGCGGGGACCGGGAGCCACGAUGUUGAUCGCUGCUGUCAGUGGAGCCGGAAACUCUGCCAACACCGGAAAGAAACAGCGACGCAGGGGAAAGAAGCAUCGGAGAGUCCGCACAGAUGAGAACCAAACUGACGAUCUUCAGACUCAGAAUCCUGACGUCAGUCGACUUCCUGCUCAAACACAAACUUCAUCAGUGAAUGAGCUCACUCAAUCAGACGAUGACAUCACCACUGCACCCCCACCCCCCCACACCUCACCCACCCAUCACCCCAACACCUCCCCUCUCCCUCCUCUACAUACAUCUGAGGUCGCUCCAAAGGAACCUCCUGAACCUUUGAUCUCCUUAAAGGCCCCUGGGAUCUUCAACCAACCAGCUCCUGCCACUGCUCAUAGUCCUGUCCACACGCCCAGCCAAUCACAGGCAACUUCCAAUCAAAAUAUGUCCCACAAUUCCUCCAGAUCGCCUCACAGGACUGAGACAGAUCUCUCUGAAACACCACCGCCCUCACUCCACCACAUUACCCACAAUGCAACUCAGUCUCCAUCAGUGUCUUCCAAAGCCACUCCUACUCCACCGUUAAGCCCCUCCCAGCUGGACCCCCUUCUGCAGACCUCAGUGACUUUCACCUCCAGUGUCUCCUCCCACAUUUACUCCCCCCCUUUCCCCUCCUCUACCUCCUUCCUUCAAGCCCUCGACCCUCUGGGCCCUCCCUUUGGCCUGUCUCCUCCGUUGUCAUCAGCACAUCAUCAACUGACCACGCCCCCACCUGCUUUGAGUCCAACUCCGCCCGCGUUAACCCCGCCUCCCACUCAGCUGCUUGGCUCCGAUGACGAGGAACAAGAAGAUCCGUCAGAUUACUGCAAAGGAGGUUAUUACCCGGUGAAGACCGGUGACCUGUUUAACGGAAGAUAUCAUGUGGUCAGAAAACUGGGCUGGGGCCAUUUUUCUACUGUGUGGCUCUGCUGGGAUCUACAGAAGAAGCGUUUUGUGGCUUUGAAGGUCGUUAAAAGUGCUUCACAUUACACUGAGACGGCUCUGGAUGAGAUCAAACUGCUCAGAUGUGUGAGGGACUCUGACCCCUCCGACCCCUACAGACAAACAAUUGUCCAACUGAUCGACGACUUCAAGAUCUCUGGAGUCAAUGGAGUCCACGUCUGUAUGGUUCUGGAGGUUUUGGGUCAUCAGCUAUUGAAGUGGAUCAUCAAGUCAAACUACAUGGGACUUCCUCUGGUCAGUGUCAAGACCAUCCUGAAACAGGUGCUCCAGGGCCUCGACUACCUUCACACCAAGUGCAAGAUCAUCCACACAGACAUCAAACCAGAGAACAUCUUACUGGACGUGGACGAUGUGUACGUCAGGAGAUUGGCCGCAGAAGCCACUGUCUGGCAGAGAGCUGGAGCCCCGCCCCCCUCAGGAUCAUCAGUUAGCACGGCUCCCAGGGAUCGACAGGGUGGCAAGAUGUCUAAGAACAAGAAGAAGAAGUUGAAGAGGAAGGCGAAGCGUCAAGAGAAGUUGUUGGAGGAGAGAUUCAUUGACAUACGGAAGCUGGAGGAGGAGGGUGGAGUUCAUAUACCUGACGACACAGACACUAACUGUCCUCAUGUUAUCAAUGGUAACCACAGCUCCUCCGCAGCAGGUUCGACGUGCUCCUGGUUGGAAGUAGACGAUGGUUGUAAUGGCCACGCCCCUGGGCGUUUCUCCAGCCCUGCCUCCGGCCUAUCAGGUUUCUCCAGUUCUGUCCUGUCAGCGACGUCCGAGUCAGCACUUUCUACUCAGUCAGGAUACUCGAGUGGACGAGAAGUGUUCACUGCAUCAGAUUUUGUCCUCAGUCCUCUGGAUCCUCAAAACGCUGACAAGUUGAAAGUGAAGAUCGCUGAUCUGGGCAAUGCCUGCUGGGUGCAUAAACACUUCACAGAGGACAUUCAGACCCGACAGUACAGAGCUCUGGAGGUUCUGAUAGGAGCAGAGUACGGAACAGCUGCUGAUAUCUGGAGCACCGCCUGCAUGGCGUUUGAGUUGGCAACAGGAGAUUAUCUGUUUGAACCUCAUUCGGGAGAAGAUUACACACGAGAUGAAGAUCAUAUUGCUCACAUCAUAGAGCUGCUUGGACCCAUUCCUAUGCCCUUCGCUUUGUCUGGCAGGUACUCCAGAGAGUACUUCAACAGUAGAGGUGAGCUACGUCACAUCUCCAGUCUGAAGCCAUGGGGUCUGUUCGAGGUUCUCUUGGAGAAGUACGAGUGGCCGUUGGAUCAGGCGGCUCAGUUCAGUGACUUCCUGUCCAUGAUGUUGGAUCUGCAGCCGGAACGCAGAGCGACGGCGGCGCAGUGUCUUCAGCACAAAUGGCUGCAGACAUGAGCGGCGAUCACACAAACACACACACUGAUUUCAUACAGGCUGAAUUCAGAUAUUUAUUUAUGUUGAUCCUGAUCAACUCAGUUUUUUUAGAUGACAUCAGUCUGUUUGCAGAUGAUACACUACUGUAUUUGUACAACCACAGACAUCUGAAAAAUCUCAGAGAUUUUUCUUUAAACAACUAAAUAAUAUUUACCUGAGAAGAAAGUUAUGAAAAUUAUACCUGUGAUUUUAUUUAUAUUUUUACUAUCAUCAAAUGUUUGUCAGAAAUUUCAGCAGCAUCAUUUGGUGCCAUAAGAAGUCAAAAGAAUAACCUCAAUAUUUUAAUUCCGUUAAGGUGUCGUCUCUGAGCUGUGGUUCUAUUUAUGUACAACACUGUUUAGAGUCUGAACGAUUCAGAACCUUCACUCAAAGAUCACUCAUUGAUCUUCAGGACCCCCCCCCCGCCAAUCACACACCAGAACAGCCUGGACUGUGAUUGGCUCUCCACGAACCUCGUGAUGAGAGACAUGGUCCUCACAACUCUGGACUUCACAAAACCUAAAAACACCCCGGCAUCUAGAUUCAGGCGCAGGAGGCUCCUCCCUGCUGACCUUUGACCCCAUAUUUUAAGUCAGAAUAUAUUGAUCUGAUCAAUUCAUUAAAAACUGAGUCAGAGGAAUGGAGAAUUGUUUCUGCUGAUAUCUAAUGAAUUCUUCCGUUUUCUAUUAUUUCUUCUUAUUUCUAAUGAAUCCACUGCUUGGUUGAAUCUCGCUGAUUAUCACAGAUUUCUGUUGAAUUCUGGUUUCUUCAUUUUAAAACUUGUCAUUUGACUGAAUUCUAUUGUUUUUCUGCUGAAUUCUGUCUUCUGCUGAUUUCACCUGAUGACUACUUCUGUAUGAAACCUGUGAGAAUAUAACCGAUUGUUGGUUAUUGAUAAGGAUUUGUGAUCCUCCUCGAUGAGUGUACUGUAGCCCUCUCACCGACUGACCAGUCCUGAUCUCUGUAGCUGAGUUGUCCUCAGAUGACCUCUGACCUCUUCACCUGUUUCUGUUCUGACGAUUAGUGCCUUGGCCCCGCCCCUCCUACCUGUCACAUGACGUGUGUUUGAACAAUGUGUUCUGUGAAAAUAAAGUUUCAUCACA